Messenger RNA from Nakaseomyces glabratus, 600 nucleotides. RefSeq names its product 60S ribosomal protein eL13 (gene RPL13A). The record is from RefSeq and is a predicted model, not a curated record. Gene Ontology annotation, molecular function: structural constituent of ribosome; RNA binding. Gene Ontology annotation, biological process: translation. Gene Ontology annotation, cellular component: cytosolic large ribosomal subunit; ribosome. Lineage: Eukaryota; Fungi; Ascomycota; Saccharomycetes; Saccharomycetales; Saccharomycetaceae.
AUGGCUAUCUCCAAGAAUUUACCAAUUUUGAAGAACCACUUCAGAAAGCACUGGCAAGAACGUGUCAAGGUGCACUUCGACCAAGCUGGUAAGAAGGAAUCCAGACGUUCUGCUAGAGUUGCUAAGGCUGCCAAGAUCGCUCCAAGACCAUUGGACCUAUUGAGACCAGUCGUUAGAGCUCCAACUGUCAAGUACAACAGAAAGGUCAGAGCUGGUAGAGGUUUCUCCUUGGCUGAAAUUAAGGCUGCUGGUUUGACUGCUGCUUACGCUAGAACCGUCGGUAUCGCUGUUGAUCACAGACGUCAAAACAGAAACCAAGAAACUUUCGACUUGAACGUCCAAAGAUUGAAGGAAUACCAAUCUAAGUUGAUUGUCUUCCCAAGAAAGGGUAAGGCUCCAGAAACUGAACAAGUUCUAUCUGUUGCCGCUACCUUCCCAAUUGCUCAAGCUUCUACUGAAAUUGAAACCAGAGCUGUUGAAGACAACGGUGAAUCUGCUUUCAGAACCUUGAGAUUGGCUAGAUCUGACAAGAAGUUCAAGGGUAUCAGAGAGAAGAGAGCCAGAGAGAAGGCUGAAGCUGAAGCUGAAAAGAAGAAAUAA